AUGCGGAAGAAGGUGGACAGCCGCAUCCGCACCCUGGUGGAGAACUGCGUCAAGACGGGCCAGCGCUCGCUGUUUGUCAUCGUGGGGGACAAGGGGCGCGACCAGGUGGUCAACCUGCACUACAUGCUGAGCAAGACGGUGGUCAAGGCGCGGCCCUCGGUGCUGUGGUGCUACAAGAAGGAGCUGCACCUGUCCUCCCACAAGAAGAAGCGCAUGGCGCAGAUCAAGAAGAUGGCGCAGCGCGGCCUGCUGGACCCCGAAAAGGAGGACCCCUUCUCCCUCUUUGUCGCCUCCACCUCCAUCCGCUACUGCUACUACGCAGACACGCACAAGAUACUGGGCAACACGUACGGCAUGCUGGUGCUGCAGGAUUUUGAGGCGGUGACGCCCAACCUGCUGGCCCGCACGGUGGAGACGGUGGAGGGCGGCGGCGUGGUGGUGCUGCUGCUGUCCACCCUCGACUCCCUCUCCCAGCUCUACUCGCUCACAAUGGACGUCCACGCCCGCCUGCGCACAGAGAGCCACCAGAACGUGACGGGCCGCUUCAACGAGCGCCUGGUGCUCAGCCUGGCCUCCUGCCCCUCCUGCAUCCUCAUGGACGACGAGCUCAACAUACUGCCCACAUCCAGCCACAAGACGCUGCGCGCGACGGUGGCGCUGACGGCGGCGCGCGGCCGCGGCAAGUCGGCGGCGCUGGGGCUGGCGGUGGCGGGGGCGCUGGCGCUGGGAUACUCCAACAUAUUUGUGACGGCGCCCUCCCCCGAAAACCUGCGCACGCUGUUCGAGUUUGUGUUCAAGGGGCUGGACGAGCUGGAGUACAAGGAGCACAUUGACUACGACCUGGUGGAAAGCACCAACCCGUCCUUUGGGCGGGCGGUGGUGCGGGUCAACGUGUACCGCACCCACCGCCAGACCGUGCAGUACAUCCAGCCCCAGCACCACGCCCGCCUGGCCCAGGCCGAGCUGCUGGUCAUCGACGAGGCCGCCGCCAUCCCGCUGCCGCUGGUCAAGGCCAUGCUGGGACCCUACCUCGUCUUCCUCUGCUCCACGGUGAACGGGUACGAGGGCACCGGGCGCAGCCUGAGCCUGAAGCUGAUCCAGCAGCUGCGCCAGCAGGGCGCCAAGCUGGCCAGCGGGGAUGGCAGGAAGGGCGGCGGCGGCGGCGGCGGCGGCGACGCGACGGCCGCGGGGGGUAGCAUGCGCACUUUCAGAGAGGUGGUGCUUGGGGAGCCCAUCAGGUACUCCCUGGGCGACAAGGUGGAGCGCUGGCUCAACGAGCUGCUGUGCCUGGAUGCCGCAGAGCACACCCCCGCACCCCCCGCCCGCCUGCCACACCCAGACGAGUGUGAGCUGUACUACGUGGAGCGGGACACCCUCUUCUCGUACCACAAGGCCAGCGAGACCUUCCUGCAGCGCAUGAUGGCUCUCUACGUCGCCUCGCACUACAAGAACACGCCCAACGACCUCAUACUGAUGAGCGACGCGCCCGCCCACCACCUGUUUGUGCUGCUGGGCCCCAACGCGCUACCCGACGUGCUGGCGGUGGUGCAGGUGGCGCUGGAGGGGUCCAUCUCGCAGCGCAGCGCGCGCGCCUCGCUGGCGGCGGGCCAGCUGCCGCAGGGCGACCUCAUCCCCUGGACCGUGGGACAGCAGUUCCAGGACUCCGAGUUCCCGGCGCUGUCGGGGGCGCGCGUGGUGCGCAUCGCGGUGCACCCAGAGGUGCCGCGCGCAGGGUACGGCACGCGCGCGGUGGACCAGCUGCGGCGGUACUACGAGGGACAGAUUGCCGACGUGAUGUCGGAGGAUGAGGCGGCGGCGGGCGGCGGCGGCGGCGCCCCCGCAGGCCACCGCUCCUCCAACGGGCCCACGGCAGCGGCAGCGCAGGGCGCCGGCGGCGGCCUUCUUUCCGAGGAGCUCAAGCCGCGGGCGGGCCUGCCGCCGCUGCUGGUCAACCUGUCGGACCGCCCCGCGGAGCGCCUGCACUACCUGGGCACGUCCUUUGGGCUGACGCAGCAGCUGUACAGCUUCUGGCGGCGCUCCGCCUUCCGCCCAGUCUACCUGCGCCAGACACCCAGCGACGUGACGGGCGAGCACACCGUCAUCAUGCUGCGCCCGCUGCGAUCUGCUGACGUGGCGGACACCGCCUGGCUGGACCCCUUUGUCGCCGACUUCCGCGCCCGCUUCAUGACGCUGCUGGCAGGUGCCUUCCGCGACUUUCCUCCCGCCCUGGUGCUGUCCAUGCUGGACCCCAAGCUGAGCUGGAGCGAGGCGGAGAGCGGCGCGGCGGUGGCGGGCGGCGUGGUGGUGCGCAAGCCAGACGGCGCGGGGCUGUCGCCGUACGACCUCAAGCGCCUGCAGGCGUACAGCAACAACCUGGUGGACCACCACCUCAUCCUGGACCUGCUGCCGCCGCUGGCGCACGCCUACUUUGGCGGCCGCCUGCCCGCGCCGCUGUCGUACAGCCAGGCCGCCAUCCUGGCCUGUGUGGGCCUGCAGCAGCAUGAGAUCGGAAAGCUGGAGGAGUGGUUGGGCCUGCCCCCCAGCCAGGCGCUGGCGCUGUUCAAUAAAGCGGUGCGCCGCCUGCACGGCCUGCUGCGCGCGGCGCAGGAGGCGGAGGUGGAGCGCAGCCUGCCCAGGCCCGCGGCGCGGGGCGGCGGCGGCGGCGCUGACCUGGCGCCGCACGACGCCGACCUGGACGCUGAGGUGGAGGAGGCGGCGGAGGAGAUCAAGGCUGCCAUGCGGGAGGAGUUCCGGCCCGAGGACCUGGCCCGCUUUGCCAUCGCGGCAGACGCCGACUUUGAGGGGGCAGUUGGCGGCGGCGGCGCCGCGCUCAAGCCCGGCGGCAUCGUGGCGGUCAAGGCGGCGGGCGAGGCGCGGAAGCGGGAGAAGGGAGGGGGCCAGCAGCGGCAGGCUCAGCGGCAGCAGGGCGGCGGGCGGGAGGCGCGGGAGGGGAGGAAGCAUAAGGGCGGCAGCGGCGGCGGCGAGGGCAGCAAGGCGAAGAAGAAGGCGCGGCACUCCGGCGUACGGUCUGGUGGCUUAGGAAGCCACAAUGUGCUAUUGGGUCGCCGCCGUCGUGCUUCGCGGAACAGUUUGAGUGCAGUUUCAAACUUUCGGUUGGCGACAUUUUCUUCCCGCUGGAAAGUCACGAGUCAUUUCGUCGCCACCAUGGCCCCAGCUGAAUCCAAGCUGCGAGUGGACGCACCCGCCUUCUGCCCGCGCAGCAACCCCAUCGACGUGCCCAGCUCCUCGGCGGGUGAUCAGGACACGCAUGGCCUCCCAGAAGACCCCUGGGCCCUGUCCAGCGAGAUGAGCGUCAGCCCCGCAGAACUGGAGGAGCUGGAGGAGGUCGAGGGCUGGGUCAGCUUGAUGGCCGAGCUGGAGGGCAUGGAGCAGGACCACCUGAUUGAGCUGAGCCUGCGCCACGCCGACAAGGGCAAGAUCGCCCAGAUCAAGGCGGCCGCCAUGGCGCACAAGAACAAGCACAAGCUGCACGCCAAGCACGCCCACCACGCCGCCAUGGCGCAAAAGGCCUGAGCGCCCGCCCGCCCGCCGCGUGGCGUCUCACCGUGCUCGUCCACCAAGCCGCAGCAGGCUUGCACACUUGAAAAAACACUUGAGCGGGUGGGCGUCGCCCCCGUCGCCGUGCGGCGGCGGCGCGCCCGCCUGCAGCAGCAGUACCAACAGCAGCCCCCAUUCUGUGCCAUUCUUUCAUUGUACCGCCAGCUGGUGAGGACGCAGUGGCAGGGUGCUGCGCCCGGGGCAUGGCGCUUUGGGGCUGCCCCCCUCCCUGCGCCGCCGCCGCACCCUGCUGCCGCCGCUCGCUGCCAUUUCCCCAGAGAUCACCUUUUUGUGCGCCCCGUCCACGAUAGUGAACACACACACGCCCGCUACCACACAGCCCAAAGCGUUUUUUUUAAUUGCAGCCGCCCUGUACCCCCCAUGCAUGCCGCUCUGUGACUCCCCCUUACAUGCAGCUCUACUCUCCGGCAUGCACGCCUCUGCCCCUAACCUUUCCUACCAAAACGCUUCCGCCUCUUCCGCUCGCUCCCCGACCUCCCCGGGCCCCGGUGUUCCCUGCCCCCCCGUGUGUCACAUCUCGAAAAAAAGCAAAAAUUGUCCGUCCUCCUACCUACCCUCCCUUCAUUCUGGUGUAUUGCUUUUUAAAAACUGGCAGUGAGCGCACAUGUCCUCUCCAGCACUUUGCUUUUGUAAAUCGCAUUAUUCCUCCAUUCAGGGUGCCUCGGAGCCCGCUGCUCUCCCUCCGCUCAGCUACUGCUGGCGGGCUGAGUGGCUGUUGUUCGGGUUGCCUUCCGCAUGCUGCUGGUGGCCAACACCUUCCUCGCUGCUUUGUCGGACGAUGUGCCGGCUCCAGCAGGAGCAAAGGUCUUUCCAGGCCCUCCCCCAAGUGCAUCCGGCGGCAAGGGACCGCCCUCCUGUUCACACUGCAAACCUGUUGGUGUCUGCGGCUGUCUGCGAAGGCCAUGCUAAAACUCGACGAC
This is a messenger RNA of Chlorella variabilis, 4499 nucleotides long. RefSeq lists its product as hypothetical. The transcript has 23 exons. NCBI's taxonomy places the organism in Eukaryota, Viridiplantae, Chlorophyta, Trebouxiophyceae, Chlorellales, Chlorellaceae. Bases 1 to 3534 code for a protein of 1177 amino acids. Gene Ontology annotation, cellular component: nucleolus; 90S preribosome. The record is from RefSeq and is a predicted model, not a curated record. Gene Ontology annotation, biological process: rRNA acetylation involved in maturation of SSU-rRNA. Gene Ontology annotation, molecular function: ATP binding; 18S rRNA cytidine N-acetyltransferase activity; tRNA binding.